Molecule: messenger RNA, 813 nt
Organism: Leptosia nina
Lineage: Eukaryota; Metazoa; Arthropoda; Insecta; Lepidoptera; Pieridae
Source: the annotation of a GenBank genome assembly
AUGUUGGUUCGAGUCGCAGUGCUCGCCUUCGCUCUGUGCGUUGCGCAGGCGCGACACGUCCUCGAUCACGGCGGGUAUGUGGGACCAGGAAAUUCCGAGCUGCCAAACGUUUCAUUGAAAACCAACGAACAUAGCGGUGCUCGACAGGACGGAGGUGGCGAUCACGGAAGACGUAGAGAUGCCAGUCUAGCCACUCUAGAUAACGGCCGAGGAUUCGGACGGAACUCUACACGAACGAAUCCGGAUUCAGACGCACAGUCGACGACGUCGGAUAAAGGUAGCCAAGUUAACCUGAGAUCUAUUAAAACGAAUUUCGUCGACGGAGCGGCCGAAAGAAACAGACAUUUGACAGUUCAUGGAAAACACGGACAGAGAGAAAAUGAAAAAGUAGAUCGUCCCGAUGCCCCAUCGGACGGGCUCAAAUUGGAACGCGACAAUAGGAUUAACACACAGGACUAUGUUAAUGAAUACGAAGCGCACACGCAGAAAACUGUUUCCUUGAAGUCGAACGAACGGACGAACUCGUAUAACGAAAAGGAUGGGACACCGACGAUCAAUAUUAGUGCUUAUCAACCGAAUCCGCAAGCUAGGAAUAUAAAUAAAGCGGUGGAGACCGUCACACCUGUUGUACUAACCGGGACCAAACUGUACACGAACGGCCCCGCGCAGACGGAUCAUCGGUGGAUCUGGAGUUCGGAAACGACGACACCCCUCGGGGACCUCGAAGACCGCGCGGCGUUUUCAGGCGAAGGCUGCCCGACGGGCAAAGCGAAAGUUGCCGGCUCAGACCUCUGUGUCACUAUUCAUAGGUAA